Messenger RNA from Poeciliopsis prolifica (blackstripe livebearer), 1119 nucleotides. Its product is annotated as HAUS augmin-like complex subunit 1. Gene Ontology annotation, cellular component: HAUS complex; cytosol. Gene Ontology annotation, biological process: spindle assembly; centrosome cycle. NCBI's taxonomy places the organism in Eukaryota, Metazoa, Chordata, Actinopteri, Cyprinodontiformes, Poeciliidae. The record is from RefSeq and is a predicted model, not a curated record. The transcript is spliced from 11 exons. The coding region runs from base 73 to 1119 and encodes 348 amino acids.
GGGGCGCGAAAAACACACGGCGUUUACGUUUCUGUAGUGACUGUCUAUGUUUUUCAUGCCUUCUCUGUGAUCAUGUGUGAAAAGCUGAGGAAGGUGAACAGCUGGUUGGAGGGAGUGUUUGGGGAUCAGCCAGUGCCAUCAUUUGAGGUGAACACCAGGACAUUGGACAUACUGUAUCAGCUGGCUCAGUCCAGUGAAGCCCGCUGCAGUGAUACUGCUCUCCUCAUUGAAGACUACAAGCAGAAAACAUCAGAGUAUCAGGCUGACGCUGCUCACCUUGAGGAUGUUCUUCUGCACGGUGUCGGCUUGUCUGGGGCAAGCUUGUCAGAGCCGACUGCAAACUACGUGUCUGCUUUAGUGGACAAUGCUAUGGUGCUGGGAGUGAAAGACACAUCACUGACCAGCUUCAUGCCAGCAAUCAACAAUCUCACCGAUGAUCUUCUGGAAGUCGAGAAGUCAAACAGAAAACUCGAAAGGGAACUAAGGGCACUCCAAAAAAGACUCGGUUCAAUUCUGGUGCUGCGGGGAAACCUACAAGAGGAUAUCGACAAAACUACCAAAUCUCAAGCAGUGGAGAGUGCAAAAGAAGAGGAGAGGCUGCUCAACAUGGACUUUGUGACGGCCAAGAUCAAGAGCUCCGUAUCAGACAGCAGAGAUGCUGAGGCUCAGCUUGUAUCCAGGAACAUGGACAAGUCUAUCACCCACCCCAUUGUGCAGCUUUCUGAGGAACUCAGGGCACUGCAAAACGAAAUAAUCCCCCUGAAAAAGAAGCUGGAGUCGUACAUGGACCUGAGUCCGAGCCCAUCUCUUGCACAAGUGAAGAUAGAAGAAGCAAAAAGAGAACUAGCUGCACUCGAUUCCAAACUGGAGACAAUGAUGGAUUUAAAUGGAUUUGGAUGUUGCGCAGUCCUUUCUUUAAAAAUAAAGUUCGUUUCUCUGCCCUGUCGGUUUCUGUCCUCUGGAGUGGAGCAGAGCCUGGACACCUCAACGGUUUCUGUCAGCUUGACUGGUGUAGGACCUGAUCUGCAGUCUGACAUGGAGACUGAGCCGUUACCAUGGAGUGGGCCACAGAUGCUUACUAGAGAGCAGUUUUCCCACUGGGGCCCCCAGCUUGGAUGA